AUGCGAGAUUCUGAGACCAAGUCAUACGUUGUGGGCUUUGAGAUCGGAAAGCCGCUCACCAAUACCCAAAUUGCCAAAGUUAUAAAGUCGAAUAACUCGCAGUUCAACGAAGGCGAUACCGUCAUCGGCUUUUUGCCAUUUCAGGAAUAUAUUGCCCUGAGCGGGGAUGAGCUUUCUGGUAUUAGACUCCUCCAGAACCCGCUCGGCAUCGAAGAUAUUCGCCAUUUCCUCGGCGCCCUGGGUAUGCCUGGACUCACAGCGUAUUCCUCGCUCUACGAAAUUGGCAAGCCACAAAAGGGAGAGACAAUCUUCGUGUCGGCAGCCAGUGGCGCAGUAGGCCAGAUCGUUGGACAGCUGGCCAAGCACGAAGGCUUGACGGUUAUCGGCAGCGUUGGCUCCGACGAAAAACUAGAAUUUAUCACCAAGGACCUUGGCUACGAUGCCGGCUUCAACUAUAAAACGGAGAAGCCUUCAGACGCACUCAACCGCCUCGCCCCAGAGGGCAUAGAUAUUUACUACGAAAACGUCGGCGGCGAACACCUCCAAGCCGCUCUCGAUUCCAUGAAGGAUCAUGGUCGUAUUGUCGUGUGCGGCUUGAUUGCCGGAUACAAUCUACCUCGCGAAGAACAUUUCCCUCUGCGAAACUACAGCUACAUCUUGACCAAGAGACUGACGAUGCGAGGCUUUGUGGUUGGCGAUAAGGGCAUGGGCGAUAAAUACCGACAAGAGCAUCAAGAGCGCGUUUCGCAAUGGAUCAAAGAUGGAACGUUCAAGGCGUCUACGUGGGAGUGUGAGGGUAUUGAAAACGGUAUUGAUGGGAUUCUUGCUCUGUUUCAUGGAUACAACUUUGGCAAGGCGCCCCUCAACUAUUUAGGGAACUCGACAGAUCUACCACGUGCAAAAAUAGGCAAGGUGAUGAUGGUAUAUGGCAAUAAAUCUAAUGCAAUCUACGAGAGAGCAAUAAGUACGCACGAGGAACAUUCUCGCCGACUUGGCUAUCCUCUUUUUGUUUUAAGGAUCCCGAUUUUGCAGAGUUAUUGGAACAAAUACGCCAUUCUGCUAUCGGUGUUGCUGCAAGAGCUGGCAAAGCCGGUCGACCAGCGAUUGGAGUGGCUAUAUUGGUGUGACUCUGACACGGUGGUCAUGAACCCCAACAUGCCGUUGGAAACCUUCCUUCCCCCGUCGGAUAUGUCGAACAUUCACUUGUUACUCACAAAUGACUGGAACGGGAUCAACAACGGGGUUUUCCCUAUUCGUGUACAUCCGUGGUCUGUCGAACUGGUAUCGGCUGCCCUUGCCUACCCAGCGACGAACCCAGAAAAAGACCUCUUCUGGAAUGACCAGUCGGCCCUUAGUAAUACCUUAAAGGAGGCGAGUUACUUUUCCCAGUCUGUCAUGUACUGUCCACUCCGGUGGUUUAACGCAUACAUGAGAUCACCGAAUGGAGAGGGGCUCAAUCCAGAUUCGCCUGAACACUACCAGGUGCAUCCGGGUGAUCUCCUCGUUCAUUUUCCAGGCACGCCCCAUGACGUGCUCGAGGAAAGAUUGGAGCCAUACCUUGCCAUAGCGGAAGCGCAUAGACAGGAGUGGGAGUUGUCUUUGGAAGACACUGGGUACAUGGAAGAGACAGUGGGAUUCUGGAAAAGAAACCGGCGUGCUGACGAUCACCCUUAUUCGACUUCGACCUCAUCCGUGCAGUCGACCCUUUCAGCGACCCUGCAACACGUCAAACCUCCCCGUCGCUUCACUGGAUUGACGCUUCGCUGCCUUUCUGGAGGUGUCUGCCGUGCUGAUUACUGCUAUUCGAUCAUUUUUCUUUGCGACAUACCCGCAACCAUGGCCUCCUUCAUCCGCCCCUCUGGAGCAAUGCUCGGCCAAAUGACGAGACUCUCGGCGCCUCAAUCCAAGACGACUCCAUUCGCCAUGGCUCUUGUCCGCCAGACUCAGAUGAAGAAUGCGCCCUCGUCACAGAUCACCUCUUUCCACAGCUCGGCCAAGAGGGACAUUCUCAACCCUCUGCCACAGGUUAUUCAGGGAACAAUGAACGACCCCGCGCCUAUCCCCCACAGCUCCCCCAGCCAUGGCAGCUACCAUUGGACUUUUGAGCGAUUGAUCGCCGCCAGUCUUGUCCCUUUGACCAUUGCUCCCUUUGCCGCUGGAACCCUGAACCCUGUCAUGGACUCUAUCCUCGCCACCUCGCUCGUUCUUCACUCUCACAUUGGAUUCCAGGCCCUCAUUGUCGAUUAUCUCCCCGAAAAGCGUGUGCCCAAGACCCGUGCUUUCUUUGUGUGGGGACUGCGUGCUGCCACUUUGACCGUCGCUGUGGGCCUAUACGAAUUCGAGACAAACGACGUUGGUAUCACCGAGGCUCUGAAGAGAAUCUGGACGGCAUAG
Molecule: messenger RNA, 2394 nt
Organism: Talaromyces rugulosus
Lineage: Eukaryota; Fungi; Ascomycota; Eurotiomycetes; Eurotiales; Trichocomaceae
Exons: 9
Coding region: 1-2394 (797 amino acids)
Cellular component (GO): membrane; mitochondrial envelope
Molecular function (GO): glycosyltransferase activity; oxidoreductase activity, acting on the CH-CH group of donors, NAD or NADP as acceptor
Source: RefSeq, a predicted model, not a curated record